Vigna umbellata (rice bean) is the source of this 1101-nucleotide messenger RNA. RefSeq lists its product as uncharacterized. The record is from RefSeq and is a predicted model, not a curated record. Lineage: Eukaryota; Viridiplantae; Streptophyta; Magnoliopsida; Fabales; Fabaceae. Gene Ontology annotation, biological process: defense response.
CACACCAUUGCUGCUUCCUGUGUUCUCACAAACUCUCCUUACCACUUCCAAUUUCCACUCACUCACUCACUCUCAUGACUUCCCACUACGAACUCCAACUGCAUCUCAUGUCUGCGCGUGGUUUAAAAAACGUGAACUGGCGCCACGGCGCGAACCGCCCAUACGCCGUCGUUUGGGUGGACCCUAAGAACAAGUGCUCCACGAGCGUCGACGAGGACGGCGACACCGAAGCCACUUGGGACCAAACCCUAGUUAUUCCUCUUCCUCCUGAGCCUCUCGAGAAUCUGACGCUCCAUGUCGACGCGGUUCACGCAGGCUCCGAGGAGGACACCGAGCCGCUUAUUGGCUCGGCGCGGCUCAAGCUCGUUGAAGUCCUUGAAGAAGUUGGAGUUAGAGUGCGCGUGAGCCGCACUCUCUCGCUGAACCGCCCUUCGGGAAGACCCCAAGGGAAAGUGGACGUUAAUGUGGUUAUAAGAGAAAGUGGCGGCUACCGUACGCAGGAUGCGUAUUAUGCGCCUCCUAUAGGUGUAAGGGAUUAUUCCCCUGUGUCGCAGGGCUAUGGGUACCCGUCUCAUCAGGAUAAUAAUAGUUAUUACCAUUCUGCGACCCAAACGACGUCGUAUGGACAAGGGAGUGAGUACGCACCACAGGAAGAGAAGAAGAGUAAGUUUGGGGGGAUGGGGACAGGAUUGGCUGUGGGCGCGGUCGCUGGGGUUUUAGGUGGAAUCGCGCUAGUGGAGGGUGCUGAUUUCCUGGAGGAGAAGAUUUCCGAUGACGUGGCAGAUAAUAUAGAGGAUGAUCUUGGAUAUGAUGAAGAUGAUAUCUAGAGAAUAAUAACUUUUCGCCUAACAGAUAUGAAAAAGAAGGAAAAGAAAAAGAAUUUGAGGAAAUAUUUCUUCUUUUUCAUUUAUGGUUGUUUGCUCUAAACUUUUUUUUUUCUUUUGUUUUAUCGUGGUUGAAUGCGUGUCCACUUUGCAUAUUUCUCUUUCUGUAUUCCUUCAGUUGUCGUGUUUAUCACGAUUAUUAUACAAAGAAUAAUUAUUUAGGAAUUGUAACACAAUAAGGUUUUGUUUGAUUAAAAUAAAAUUUACAUAUAUUCUA